AUGAACAAACACCAAAAAAAUAAUUUUCCAUUCCGAUCCAAGAUUUGUCAAACGAAUCAGUCAGCACAGAAAAAAUGAAUCACAUGAUGCUGCUUCUUCUUCUUCCACCGCCAUCUCCGACCAUCUGAGAUCCAGUUCCAUCAAUGGAAGACGCCGAGGAGCAGGAGAAGAAGAAGGAGGUCAAUGCCUCCCAAGGAGAAGCCCCAAUGCUGGAAGAAAACCCCAAGAUCUCCAUGGAUUUGGAGUUCACCAGUUGCUUGCUCCAACCUCCCAUAGCUCAUCACGAUCCCAACUACGUCGCCCUCCGCCGCCUCCUCCUCCGUCGCAAAGCCCUCUCCUCCCCCGACGCCAUAUCUCGCCGCAAGGAGUGGCGAUGCAAUGGAAGAGGAUAUGUGGCUUAUCGGAACUUCAUCAGCAGGCCUAAGAAUUGGGAGAGCUUCAAUGUUGCGAGCCGGAGCAGCACCCCUGGGCAUAGUGGUAGAUGGACUCCAUUGCCAGGUCCCCAGUCUAUCAUGUUUGAAGUUGAUAGUUCGAGUUCUAGCAGGGAUUUGAGAGGUUACAGUCAGGGUUUUAGUCGCGAGGCAAGCUUUAACUCUAGUGUUAAUGAUGCUGAUCGGCACCUUCGGGUUGUUGAGCAUGCAUAUUCGUUUGUUGGUAUGCAUUGUAUAUUUGACAGCUGCAAAGUUUCAGUCACAAUUUUGAAGUUUGGGCACAUGAGAUCUGAUUUGCUUGCGUAUGGUGCGUCUGAUGGAAGCCUAACGAUAUGCUGUGUUUCGGAGCCUCCAGCAAUUCUUCAUCAGUUAAAGGGGCAUUCUAAAGACAUCACAGAUUUUGAUUUUUCAUCUAAUAAUCAGUACAUUGCUUCAUCAUCAAUGGAUAAAACUGUUCGAGUCUGGGACGCAUCCCAAGGUCAUUGCAUACGAGUUAUAUAUGGAGUUUCUUCACAAUUAUGUAUACGUUUCCAUCCGGUGAACAACAACUUACUAUUUGUUGGCAAUGCGAACAAAGAAAUCAGUGUUAUGAAUUUUAGUACUGGACGUGUCAUUAAUAAGGCUGUUUUUGAAAAUGAAAUAACGGCUAUGGAUAAUGAUCAUACUGGUCAGCUCAUUUUCUCUGGAGAUGCACAGGGAUGCAUAUACACUGUUAGUGUGAAUUCACACACAGGGUCAAUAUCCAGGUCUCAUCGAAAUAGAAAUGGCAGGAGCAAAUGCUCAAUCACCACCGUACAGUAUCGUACAUACUCUCUGCUGGCAAGAUCUCCAGUGCUUCUUGCAUGUGCUCAAGAUGGAAACCUGUAUUUCUUCAGCGUUGCUUUGGAGAUCAAAGGAUAUCUGACACUCCUUUGCUCACUAAAAUUAGCACCGCAGGUGCACAGCAUCCGAGCUUCUUUCUGUCCUCUUCUUUCCCUGGAGAAAGGGGAAUUUAUUGUUUCGGGCAGCGAGGAUUCAAAUGUGUACUUCUACGAUCUGACAAAGCCAAAGAACACAUGCGUAAAUAAACUUCAGGGACAUGGUUAUCCUGUUAUAGGAAUUGCUUGGAAUUACGGAGAGAACCUGUUGGCUUCUUCCGACUCCAAUGGAACUGUAAUUGUCUGGAAGCGAGCAAAGAUGAGUUGAGUUUAAUCCAGUGACGAUCAUUAUGAGAACUGUUACUUAUCAUAGAUAACGAGAAGAAAGAAGAUGGUGUUAGUUAUAUACAGAAAAGUUGCAUGUUCUUGCGUUU
This is a messenger RNA of Dioscorea cayenensis subsp. rotundata (Guinea yam), 1722 nucleotides long. Its product is annotated as WD repeat-containing protein 13. Gene Ontology annotation, cellular component: nucleus. NCBI's taxonomy places the organism in Eukaryota, Viridiplantae, Streptophyta, Magnoliopsida, Dioscoreales, Dioscoreaceae. The record is from RefSeq and is a predicted model, not a curated record. Bases 144 to 1616 code for a protein of 490 amino acids. The transcript is spliced from 12 exons. Gene Ontology annotation, molecular function: promoter-specific chromatin binding; protein binding.